Fragaria vesca subsp. vesca is the source of this 3363-nucleotide messenger RNA. RefSeq names its product calmodulin-binding transcription activator 3-like. Gene Ontology annotation, cellular component: nucleus. The transcript has 12 exons. The record is from RefSeq and is a predicted model, not a curated record. Gene Ontology annotation, molecular function: double-stranded DNA binding; protein binding; transcription coregulator activity. The coding region runs from base 1 to 2964 and encodes 987 amino acids. Lineage: Eukaryota; Viridiplantae; Streptophyta; Magnoliopsida; Rosales; Rosaceae. Gene Ontology annotation, biological process: regulation of transcription by RNA polymerase II.
AUGGCUGAGAUGAGAAAAUACCUCCCCAAUCAGCAACUAGAACUUUCCCAGAUAUUGCGAGAAUCACAGCAGCGUUGGCUUCGACCGACUGAAAUUUGUGAAAUACUGCGCAACUACCAAAGGUUUCAGCUAACCCCAGAUCCGCCCGUCAGGCCUCCAGCUGGUUCUUUGUUCCUCUUUGAUCGUAAAGCACUUCGGUAUUUUCGUAAAGAUGGUCACCGCUGGAGGAAGAAAAAGGACGGAAAAACUGUCAAAGAAGCACAUGAAAAGUUGAAGGCUGGUAGUGUGGACGUUCUUCACUGUUACUAUGCCCAUGGGGAGGACAAUGAGAAUUUUCAGCGGAGGAGUUAUUGGAUGCUUGAUACUCAUUUACAACACAUUGUUCUUGUGCAUUACAGAAUGGUCGAGGGAAAUAAGUCUGGUGUCUCCCGUUUGCUGGUUGAUCCAGGAUCACAGGUUGGAAGCCCUCAAAGUGCAUCAGCACCUUGCUCUGCACAAGCAAACUCCCCUGCGCCUACAGUUCAAACAUCUUUUGCUUCAAAUCCAAUCAAGGUUGAGUGGAAUGGACAAAAAUUAUCUACAGAAUUUGAAGAUGUGGAUUCUCCGGGUGAUGCUGGAGCUUCCUCUGGUACCCAACCUAUGCCUGGUUCUUUUCUGAAUGCUUGUCUGCAGUCACCAGAAGUUGGAAGACUUUCUGAGUCAUUCAGGAAUCCUUCUGGAAUAUGGUAUGCCGGACCUAAAGGUUAUGAGAGUGCUGGUUCAUCUGACUGGGCGAUGCACAGAUCAACAAGAACUGAGUGCAACCUGCAUGAACAAAAUCUUUUUGUUGAAGACAUAAAGAAAAAUCUCUUUGAAGAACUUAAUGGAUCAACUCAUAAGCUAACAGAUGCUAGAAUGGAUGGUAAUACUGGAGUCAAAGAUGAAAUUAUUGAAGAUAGGUUGACCACUAACAUAAAUGUGCAGCCUGUCACAACCCCUUCACUGAAAGAAGCUCGGGGUCAUUCUGAUCCUCACACGGUACCUUUUUCUACUGCCCAAGUUAAGAAAAGUUCUGGAGAUGCUGGUGUGCGUAGUAGAGGUGAGCCAGUAGAGCUGAAGAAACUUGACAGCUUUGGUCGAUGGAUGGAUAGAGAAAUUGGUGUGGAUUGUGAUGAUUCAUUGAUGGCUUCAGACUCUGGCAAUUACUGGAGUACACUUGAGGCUGAGAAUGGUGAUAGGGAAGUUUCCAGUUUAUCAGGCCAUAUGCAGCUAGAUGUUGAUUCACUUGGCCCUUCUCUUUCCCAGGAACAACUGUUCAGUAUCUGUGAUUUUUCACCAGAUUGGUCUUAUUCAGGAACUGAAUCAAAGGUUUUAAUAGCUGGAAGAUUUUUAGGAAGCAAGAGAAAUUCUACGGACACUAAGUGGGGAUGCAUGUUUGGUGAAAUAGAGGUUUCUGCUGAAGUUCUGACCGAUAAUGUUAUUCGAUGUCGAACUCCUUUACAUGCUCCUGGGUGUGUUCCAUUUUAUGUGACCUGCAGAAAUAGGUUGGCCUGCAGUGAGGUGAGGGAGUUUGAAUAUAGAGAACAACCCGUGGGGAUAGCUGUAAACAGCUCUAGAGAAUAUGAGUUGAGCUUUCAAUUACGUCUUGCAAAAUUGUUGAACUUGGGAUCAGAAAGGAAGUGGUUGGAAUGUUCUGCUUUGGAUUGUGAUAAAUGUAAGCUCAGAAGUUCCCUGUGUUCAAUAAGAAGCAGCUGCGGGAGUGAUUGGGUAAUAGCUGAUGGAGCUUCUAUGGCAUGCAAAAGCGAUCAGCUGACCCACAGAGAUGUAUUGAUUCAGAAUUUGCUGAAGGAUAGACUUUUUGAAUGGCUGGUCUGUAAAGUUCAUGAAGAAGGUAAAGGACCACAUGUUCUAGAUAAUGAUGGCCAAGGCGUUCUACAUUUGACAGCUGCUCUUGGUUAUGAGUGGGCGAUGGGCCUCAUAGUUUCUGCUGGUGUCAGUCCUAACUUCAGAGACGCACAUGGAAGAACCGGACUUCACUGGGCAUCAUAUUAUGGAAGAGAGGAAACAGUCAUCACAUUACUUGGAUUGGGUGCUGCUCCAGGUGCUGUUGAGGACCCAACGCCAGAAUUUCCUGGAGGACAAACAGCCGCUGAUCUAGCCUCAAGUAGAGGCCACAAAGGGAUUGCUGGAUAUUUGGCAGAAGCUGAUCUAACCAGUCACCUGUCAUUGUUGACCGUCAAUGAUAAAACAUUGGACAACGUUUCUGCAACUAUUGCAGCUGAAAAGGCUAUUGAGACUUCAGAAGCUGUUACAUCUGAUGUGACGGUAGAUGAUGAGAACUCUCUCGAAGGCUCUCUAGCAGCAGUUAGGAAAUCAGCCCAUGCGGCUGCUUUGAUUCAAGCAACAUUCCGUGCUCGUUCAUUCCGCCAGAGACAGUUAAGUCAGAGCAGCAGUGAUAUUUCUGAAGCUUCUAUUGACCUAGUUGCACUUGGUUCCUUGAAAAGAGUUCAAAAGUUUAGUCACUAUGAAGAUUAUCUGCAUUCUGCAGCAGCUCUGAAGAUACAAAGAAAGUAUCGUGGUUGGAAGGGGAGAAAGGAAUUUUUGAAGAUACGUAACCGUAUUGUUAAAAUUCAGGCUCAUGUCAGGGGACAUCAGGUUCGUAAGACUUACAAAAAGCUUGUUUGGUCUGUUGGUAUAAUGGAGAAAGUAAUAUUGCGUUGGAGGCGAAAACGGCCUGGUUUGCGAGGAUUUCGGGUGGAAAAAGCUGUUGAUACAUCUUCAGAGAAUAAAAGAAGUGAUGACUAUGAUUUUUUGAGUGUUGGGAGGAAGCAGAAAUUUGCUGGAGUGGAGAAAGCUCUUGCAAGGGUACAGUCCAUGUCUCGUCACCCUGAAGCUCGUGAACAGUAUAUGAGGUUACAGUUGAAGUUUGAGAAGCUGAAGAUGGUUGAUGUGAGUGGUGCCUCGAACAAAGUUGAAGGUCAGUAAAUAUGAUAAAAGAGGAAGACCUUGUUGCAUUCACCGAAGGGUCACUGAUCAACUCCAUCUUGUCACAAGCGGUUCAAUGGACUUGAGCUUUUUGGUAUUUAUCAGCCUUUACACAUAAAUUUUUGCCUGUAAAUAAUGUCUCAUGCUUUAAUUGGGAGGUUGUGUCAGCUGCAGAAAGGAAAAGAAAAGGGAAGGGCAACAUUAACAUUCAUAGAGUUUCAUCUUUUCUUAGAAUAUCCCGUAGUCGAAAUUUGUUUUGUCUGACCUAGAUCUAGGAUUACGGAAAUGGGGCAGAUCGCAAUGAAACUUGAGAACAGUUGACACAUUAAGCCUGGCAUUGAAUAGACAUGGAAUUCUUCUUAUCAAUAUCAAAUCAAUGAUGGGUUCUAUAUUGUAUGC